This is a messenger RNA of Cotesia glomerata, 1473 nucleotides long. RefSeq lists its product as uncharacterized. NCBI's taxonomy places the organism in Eukaryota, Metazoa, Arthropoda, Insecta, Hymenoptera, Braconidae. The record is from RefSeq and is a predicted model, not a curated record. The transcript has a single exon. Bases 1 to 1473 code for a protein of 490 amino acids.
AUGCCCAAUCAGAAUGAAGGAUUCCUUUAUGUACAAAAUUUUAAAUCGGCUAUUGAAUGUGUCCCACGUGAUUGUGUUGAUUUAAGAAUUAUUAUACGAUCAGAUAAAAAACCUGUUGAUCAACAUACGCGAAGAUAUAAUGCACCCACUUCAAAUGAAGUUGCCAUAUUAAUGGUUGGGCAAGAAUUUAAUAAAAGAGACAUCGUUCUUAAUCUUCGUAACAAUACUCUUCAACGUAUGAAUGAAAUACACCAUUCUUAUGAUUGUUUACAAUAUCCUUUAAUUUUUUGUUACGGAGAUGACGGAUAUUCAAUAGAUAUUCCACAAGUCAAUCCUGUUUCUAGACAGCCAAUUCAAAAUAAAACUGUAUCAGCUAUGUCAUUUUACGCUUUUAGAAUUAUGGUUCGGCAUAAUAACCACAAUCAUUUGCAUUAUUUUAGAUCAGUAUUUAGUCAAUUUUUAGUCGACAUGUAUGCGGAAAUUGAAUCAGAGCGCUUAGCGUUUAUACGAAAUAAUCAAUCCAAAUUACACGCUGAAAAUUAUAUUCAUUUGCAAGAUGCUCUAAGGAAUGACGAAAAUAUAAAUGAAAUUGGAAAAUUGGUAGUACUACCGUCUUCAUUUACGGCAGGCUAUCGUUAUAUGCAUGAACGAACUCAAGAUGGUAUGGUUUAUAUUAGAACAUUUGGAAAACCAGAUUUGUUUAUAACUUUUACUUGCAAUCCAAAAUGGAAUGAAAUUGCAUGUGAACUUUUACCAGGACAAAAAUCUCAAGAUCGCCAUGAUAUAAUAGCAAAAGUAUUUAGGUUAAAGGUAAAAAAAUUAAUUGAUUUAAUUACAAAAAAAUAUAUAUUCGGAGAAACAUUAGCUCAUAUGUAUACUGUUGAGUGGCAAAAACGUGGUCUUCCACAUAUACAUAUUUUGGUAUGGCUGAAGGAUAAAAUAAAACCAGAACAGAUUGAUACAGUAAUUAGUGCAGAGUUUCCAAAUCCAAAUGAAUAUCCAAUUUUAUUUGAAAUUGUAAAAAGUAACAUGAUACACGGUCCAUGUGGUCAAGUAAAUCUGCAAUCCCCAUGCAUGACUGAUGGAAAAUGUACUAAAAAAUAUCCAAAACAAUUGAUUUGUAAAACUCAAACUGGUGAUGAUAAUUAUCCAAAAUAUAGACGAAGGAGUCCAUCUGAUGGUGGCUUCACUGCAAAAAUAGUAAAACGGAAUCGUGAAUUUGAAGUCGAUAAUCGAUGGGUAGUGCCGUACAAUCCCUUACUAUCACGAUUAUGUAAAGCUCAUGUUAAUGUUGAGUACUGUAACUCUGCAAAGUCUGUUAAGUAUAUAUGCAAGUACAUGAAUAAAGGAACUGACCAAGCAACUUAUUCAGUUAGUAAUGAAAAUGAUGAAAUCCAAGUUUUUCAAUCGGGUCGAAUAUAUAAGUCUCUCUCAGAAGCUGCUUGGAGAAUAUUAGAUUUUCCUAAUACAUGA